GAAGAAAAGAAGAAAGACUGCGGGAAUAUUUUACAGCGAAACCGAAAACGGGGUGUAUUUUGCCAUCCGGUGGUGGGACAAUUGCAAUUAAAUCCACAAAUGAUAGUAAAUGUAUAUGACACACAUGACGUAAAGAGACUGGAUAGUCAGAAGGGAAGGGAAAUGACGUGUUAAACGUCAUAUAGUUAGUUUUUUGUAGGUUGAAAUGCACGAGUCGGACAACAGUAGAGUAACAUAGAAGGUUGUGAAACCGAGGCGCUUGUGGACACACCCAAGCCAGGGCCGCCUUAACACGUUGGACCAGUGAUGGCUUCCACAAGGGUGUUGUCACCGAGGAGCACAAACGCAGCAGAGGCACGCAUCAGCGCCAGGACCCUGCGACUCUCUGGGGGAGAUUAACGAUUAAUGCCCCCGCGUCACUGCCUUUUAGGUCGAAUAAUUAAUCGCUCUCCAACUGGGAUUGUUCCCGAUAUACACUCCUGCAGCCCGUCCGGAUCCUAACCGAAACGGAGGUUCUGUUGCAGCCAUGGGGGACGUUGUUUCAUCUCACCUGGAUGAAGGCAAGCGGGAGAUGAUUACAGGAAAGACCAGAGAUGUGAUGAGACAGUUCAGUGACGUGUAUGAACAGCAGUACGCGGUUGCUCUCUUCAACAGCGUCCGCUACGAGAUUGAAGGAGGAGGUGGGCCGCAGUCGCAGCUGCUACACAGAAAGGACCCUUUGGCUGGCCGAUCGAUCUUUUCAGGAAACUUGUUUCAGUACCUAGAGGAGAAUCGCAAGUGGAGAAAUCGCUUUGUAUCAGUGCCAAACAACUACAGCAUCAACCUCUAUGAGAGCAGAACCGCACAGGAGCGGGGACUGCAUCCCAAAAUAACCAUCAACUGUGCCGGCUACAGGGCCUUGACCUCCAUGGAAGAGUACAUUGAACUCAUUAACAACAGCCUUCCAGGUAUUAAAUCCAAUUUGGGAAGCAGUCCUUUCAUCAAAUGUGCGACUCAGUUCCCUCUCAUCCUGUGGCACCCGUACGCUCGGCACCAUUACUUCUGUGUGAUGACCGAGAAGGAGCAGCAGAAGUGGCACGCCGUUUUGCAGGACUGUGUCCGGCACUGUAACAAUGGUCUGCCGGAGGACUGCACCGUUCAGACGCCGGCAUUCACCGACACUGUGAGACUGUACAGACAAGCCCAGGGACACUAUGGGACCUGGGAUAUGAUGUGUGGAACUCCACCACAGAUUCUGGCGAACCUCGUGAUGGAGACCCUCCAUCCUGAGUUGAGAAAUGUGAUCGGGCCUCGUCUGAAGGGGAAGACACAGCAGAGACAGAGGAAUUGGAUGUUUAUAUCUGAUGCAGUUUACAGGCAGGUUUUGGCCCAGACCACCCAUCAAUAUGAUGCUCUGCUUGAAGGCUGUGAGUCUCAGAAGGUUCUACUGGAUGCGAGGCUGAGAACCAACAUGGACCAGGUCAUUGCUUCCAAAGAGCAUGUCAGCAGCAAGAUCCGAGCCUUGGUGUUGCCCAAAGCAGAGUCUCUCCUGAAGAGGAGCGUCCAAACCUAUAUCAGCUCCAUCUUGGAGGCCCUGAUGGAGCCCACCAGCCGAGGUUUUGCAGAGGUCAGAGAGGUUUUCUUCAGGGAGGUGGUGGAGAUCAGCAAGAACUUGUUAAAUGGAGGAGGCAAAGAGAAGCUGGGAGAGCAUAUGGAAAGGCUCUCCAUGCUCGCCUUCCAUCCGGUCAAAAUGCAGAGCUGCUACGAAAAGGUGGAGGAGCUCAACCUGGAGGGGCUGCAGCAAAGGUUCGACGUAUCCAGCCCCUCCGUGUUUGUCAGCAGGGCUCAGAUCCUCAUGAGGGAGCAAAUGGACAAUGCAGUACACACCUUUGAGCAGCUGCUGCAGCAGUCUUUGGCUGCUCAGGGAGACAACGACUUGUGCAAAACUAUCCAAGGGUGCCAGGACAGAGUUCUCAAGAAAUAUGAUUAUGACAGCAGCACAGUACGCAAGAAAUUCUUCAGAGAGGCUCUGCUGCAGAUCAUAAUCCCUUACAUGCUGCAGCAGCUCUCCCCAUCUUGCACGCCCGAGCUGCCACGUUUUAAAGAGCUCAUCUUUGCCGAUUUUUCACGCUUCCUGCUUGUUGAAAAUCUGUUUGAAGAGGUGGUGCUGCAGUCCGUCACCAAGGACAUCAUGAUGGCUGUGAAGGAGGCUGCCGUCCAGAGGAGGCACAACCUCUACAGGGACAGCAUUGUGAUGACCAACAGCGACCCCAAUCUCCAUCUACUGGGGGAAAACUCACCGGUGGACUGGGCCGCCAAAUUCUGUAGCGAGGAGACCGAGGGUUCCAACAGCAGUGGGGAGGAUGGAGGUUCGGGUAAACGACGCAAGCAGGUGGUGUCCAUGAUCCAGUUGGAUGGAGUACCUCUGCCAUAUGAGUCAUGUUUGGAGGUUCCUGGGGUGGAGCUCAUCCCGGAAGAGGGCUCUGGUGCAUCCAAGGAGGAGGAGGACGACGAACCCAAUGUGGACCCGUGCACGGAGCCCAAGUCUCCUGAUAGUGUGGAGGAAAUCCGAGAUCUCAUCAAUCCCGUGGUGGAAGUGGUGCUACCGGACGAAGCCCACGGCGACACCCCCAACGGGACGGUCAGCCCGGACGACGACGUGCAGGAGGAGGUGAGCCACGUCACCACCGUCGUGGAAGAUGUCCCGCAUGACAGGAGAUCUCCACGCUCGCUCCUUCGGCAGCUGGUGGGAAACAGGAACCAGGAAGCUGAGAAGGAGGAAGCGGCCAUUAAAAGCGCCAUCGAGGAGAUAGAUUUAGCGGUACAGGAAGGCGACGGCAAACAAACUGCAGCGUCUCCUUCCGUGACGCCAUCACAGCCUCCAUUGGCGACAGACUCCAGCCCACGUGAGGAGGCAGUCAGAAAGAGCCUGAAUGGGGAGGACACCGUCAUCGAUGCUGUCGAGGUGGAAGUGGUCGUGGCGUAGGAGAUUUUGCUGACUUUGAUGUAUGUAUGAUGUUGCUUUGUUGACGUUGCACACUUGAAGACCAAUUGUAUGCUGGAGAUACGUUCUUACUCUCUUUAAUAAUUAUCAUGCAAGCUUCUUUUCCUAUUUUAUAUACGACACUGAACACACCACAUUUUUAUAAUAAUCUGGACCUGACUGCGGGAUACAUUAAAACAUUAACAAUAAGCAAGACAGUUAUUAUACAGUAUAAUAAUUGUUUACAGUCCAUCAGCAAGGGGUGUCAUCAUAGUUGGAUUGCUAUGUCUUUUAACUGCUACAGUUUUUCAAACUAGUCUAUAUUUUUGUAAGUGUUUUUUUUUUUUUAUUUAUACCGUAGUCUGUAUUCCAGUGUCUUAACAAGGUAUCUUCACGGAACGUCAAACAGAUGGUCCUCCGGUUACACUGUACACGGAGCACAUGAAGGGUGCAUAAAAUAUAGCAAUAAGAUUAAAUACAGGGAUUAAGUAUGCUAGAUCUCCUUGUAACAGCGCACUGAAUCCAUGACCCCUCUUUAUCCUUAAUGAUGGGGGCAACAGUGAACCAGGGCGGCCAAUAUGAGGUUUUUAUGACGUUCAUUUUGUGUUUACAGGCUAACAUUUGUUGUAAACCGAGGACCACUUUGUAGGUGUUUCUAUGAACAUAUAAUCGCAAGUAGGAGACAUAAAGCUGAAGAUUUGUGGCUUCCAGCAGUGUUCAUUCAAAUCUCACUUUGAUAUUUGCCCAGCUUCAAACGUUGGAGGUGUUUUCUUAAGCACGUUUUCUUAUAUCACCUUUCUUCCUAAGCGUCAAUUUUUCUCCCAUCAAAUUGUUACUGUGAGCUGUAAUUGUACGUACACAAUUUUACAUUUAGAUCAGUUGGAUGGAGGAAAAGUCACAUGGAGUUUUUCCUUCCCUAGCGCAACCCCGGAGCCGUUUUCAGCCCGAAUCCCGUUUUUUUUCCACCUGAAAAUGUUUGGACUUUGAUGCAUUGUGACAUUUUUCUAAACUUUAGGAAUAUAAAUACGAUAGAAAAGGAAUCUCCUCCAGCAGUUGUAUCUUAAAUGUUGAGAAGAGAGUUGCAAAUCCUUCUCACUUUUUAAAAAUAGUUCAUGGUUAGUUGUAAAAACACAUAAAUUUCUCCAGUUUUAGACUUUUGAAUCCAUAUCUUAAAUAAAGUACGGUUUUAAGCACAGCAACCCCCGUUUUAUUUAUUCUGAACACAUGCGUGAUUGUGCUUCCCAGAAAUGUAAUGUUUUUUGUCAUCUUGAUCUAUGUAUGAACAUUUACUGCUUAAUAAAGUUAUUUCAUCAA
This is a messenger RNA of Doryrhamphus excisus (bluestripe pipefish), 4276 nucleotides long. RefSeq names its product niban apoptosis regulator 2a (gene niban2a). The record is from RefSeq and is a predicted model, not a curated record. Lineage: Eukaryota; Metazoa; Chordata; Actinopteri; Syngnathiformes; Syngnathidae.